AAGAUACAUCAAAAUCAGCUUUUGGGACACGCUUCUCUCCUUCAUCCUCUUCACUAUUUUGCAAGUCUGCCAUCAAGGAGACUCCCAUUGUAUUUAUCGAGUUCACUACCCCUUUAUCCUCCUUGACGUCCUUAUAAAAAAAUUCGCAUACUCAACUUCAUCGGUAUCCGUCCCUUCUUUGAACGUUAAAAAAAAGCUACCUACGUACGCCCUCAGCUAAGCCAGCUACGACCGUCUUUCACUAGCAUCCACCAUCAUGUCUCCUAGCCUCGUUGCCGAGAAUAAUAGUCAAGGGCAGAUGUUUGGAAUGUCUCAAACAUCGCCUACGAGGCGAAGUGCCAACACUUCUCAUAUCAACUGGAACAGGCUUCAAACUGCUGCAGUACCGAACACAGCUAUCCCGGAAUUACGAAGGUCACCUGCCUAUCAGUUGACAUCUAUAAGCACUCAGCCAACGCUGGUCAAUGCGUUGAAUGGAUCAUCCAACUUGAAACGAAGCGCCGCCACGCCGAUUGUCGACACCAAAGCGAAACCAUCCAAAACCACGGCUGUUCAUUCCGUUGGCCCACAGCACCCUUUUGUCAGGUACACAGAUGCUAUAUCGCAACGACUUGUACUACACCAUCCCGAUGCGGUUGAGUUUUGGGCACGCUGCCCACUAUGCCACUGUUUAAUUUGCUGCGUAGACCAGAAAACAAGUUGUUAUCGGUCAGAUGCUGUCGAGAAACAUGUCGAGGUUUUGCACGCAGAAAAGGUUUGGAUCACGUCAAGCCAGGUGAACGCCGAAUACAUGUGGGGCGCCUCCAAUCCAAUCAGCGGAGGCUUUGACCAGUUAGAUAUGUUUGUCGAUGAUGCCAAGGAAGCGCCGGACCGGAAGCCGCAAGCUACUGACAAGGAGUCAUCACCGUCCACCGACCCUGUGGAAAGAGAUGUGCUCCGUGCCCUGGCUUUAGAAGCCAAAACUCAAUUUCAAUUCUCCACCUCACAAGAUAUACAACCUUCCCAUGUUCACAAGCGGCGGCGAACCAUCGUUCCACAAUGCGUUGCUGGUUCAACGGCUCACGCUCGAACGAAAUGUACACAGACCUGUUAUUUGAAGAUGAUUGGUUGAACGUCCAUGUAAAAAUGCCUGAUAUCUCCAUGUGGAUACAUCUCAUAUACUAUGUUUUCUCGUAAUAAAUAGAUAUCAAAAGCAGGGUGCGUUAGGUUAUCGCAGC
Molecule: messenger RNA, 1217 nt
Organism: Umbelopsis ramanniana AG
Lineage: Eukaryota; Fungi; Mucoromycota; Umbelopsidomycetes; Umbelopsidales; Umbelopsidaceae
Exons: 1
Coding region: 257-1111 (284 amino acids)
Source: RefSeq, a predicted model, not a curated record